Messenger RNA from Westerdykella ornata, 750 nucleotides. RefSeq lists its product as uncharacterized. The record is from RefSeq and is a predicted model, not a curated record. Gene Ontology annotation, cellular component: RNA polymerase II, core complex; RNA polymerase III complex; RNA polymerase I complex. Gene Ontology annotation, molecular function: DNA-directed RNA polymerase activity; zinc ion binding; DNA binding. Gene Ontology annotation, biological process: DNA-templated transcription. The coding region runs from base 137 to 388 and encodes 83 amino acids. Lineage: Eukaryota; Fungi; Ascomycota; Dothideomycetes; Pleosporales; Sporormiaceae. The transcript is spliced from 2 exons.
AGUACAACUCCAUACUCUCCUCCAAAAGUUAUCCCUCACUCUCAACCCCUCGACCAUCUACCCACCACCACCGUUUCCAACCCGCCGUACCACCCACCCACAAAACCCUCCCUCAACCAACCAACCGACCAGAAAAAUGUCCUACACCAACCCCACCGGCACCGCCAUCAACACCACCACCACCACAGGAGGAACCACGGGAGGCGCAGGCGCAGGCGCAGUAGGAAGCACUGCGGAGGACCGGGCGCGCUUCGUCGAGUACACGUGCGGCGACUGCGACGCGUCCGUCAGCCUGAAGCGGGGGGAGCCGAUCCGGUGCCGGCAGUGCGGGCAUCGCGUGUUGUACAAGCAGCGGACGAGCCGGAUGGUGCAGUUCGAAGCGCGAUAGACUCCGGGUGCGCACGCCCAUAUCUCCAGCAGAAUACGAACACCCACCCACCCACGCACGAAGCGAAGCCGGACAACGGAGAAGAAGAAUCAGGGUGAGGAGGCCAGAAGCAUCAUCGACGGGAAGUCCCUCCUACCUGUAAUUCACCAUGGAGAAGAAAGAAAAGGAGUAAAGCGUCAUGAGGCAUUUGUCUUUUUUCAAAGCAUGGCGCAUACGGAUCACUACAAAUAAUAAAGCUUUGCAUGCUUCAGUCCUACGUAAUCAACUGAGCACAAUCAAUCACAGGAAAACAUGAGCAUCAAUCAGAACCACGCAUAUCCAGAUAUAGAGCUCAAAACCAUCCGCAUUUCGUGCGGCCAUGC